Molecule: messenger RNA, 835 nt
Organism: Entrophospora candida
Lineage: Eukaryota; Fungi; Glomeromycota; Glomeromycetes; Entrophosporales; Entrophosporaceae
Source: the annotation of a GenBank genome assembly
GGCCAAAACUAAUCAAUUAAACAACAUACAAUUGGAAAUUACAAACCUUAAUCACGAAGUUGACAAAGUACUUCGAGAAAAGGGAAUGUCUCAACAAAUUGUUCAGCAAAUGGAAGGAGAAAAUGAUUGGAUUGCACAUCAAAAGCAUCGUUUUGGUGAAGUAAAUUCUCCAUAUGAUUUUGAGAAUAAUAGUCCAAAUGAGUGUAAAAAAAUGUUACAACAAUUACAAGAAAAACACAAUAGUAUACGAAAAAAAAUCAAUACUAAAGUAAUGAAUAUGAUUGAUGGGGUGGAACAAGAUGAAGCUACUUUAAAAAAAAUGUUGACAACUGUACAAAAAGAUAAGAAAAAAAUUGAGAAUACUAUUGUUGAACUUGAUAAAUAUAAAAAUGAUGCAGUAUCAAAAACCUGGGAAAAAGUUAAUGCUGAUUUUGGGGCAAUUUUCAGUGAAUUGUUGCCAAACAAUUUUGCAAAACUUCAACCACCAGCAAAUAAAGAAUUAAAAGAUGGUUUAGAAGUUAAAGUACAACUUGGCUCAGUAUGGAAAGAGGGUUUAAAUGAAUUAAGUGGUGGACAAAGAUCACUUAUUGCAUUAUCAUUGAUUUUAGCUUUAUUACAAUUUAAACCAGCACCAAUGUACAUUCUUGAUGAAGUGGAUGCAGCUCUUGAUUUAUCACAUACACAAAACAUUGGACAACUGUUACGAACUAGAUUUAAAGGAUCGCAAUUUAUUGUAAUAUCAUUAAAAGAAGAAUUAUUUAAUAAUGCUAAUGUUUUGUUUAUUGCAAGAUUUAGAGAUGGUACAUCAAUUGUUGAAAGAAAAACAAGAGCUUAA